GUCAGCCUGGGCUUUGUCACUGAUGAUAUUGACCGUGUUCUUGAGCAACAACGAACAGAUUUUAACAGAAGUCCCUAUAACACCGGAAACGACAUGCCGGGACGUGGUAGAAUUCUGCAAGGAGCCGGGAGAAGGCGGCUGCCACUUGGCCGAAGUGUGGCGGGGAAAUGAGCGGCCGAUCCCCUUUGACCACAUGAUGUACGACCACCUUCAGAAGUGGGGCCCGCGGAGAGAGGAGGUGAGGUUUUUCCUUCGACACGAGGACUCCCCAGCUGAGAGCAGUGACCAGGGUGGCCGCCAGACCCAGGAGCAGAGGGCGCAGAGGAGCGUGGCCAGUGCGCCCGGGGAGAAGCGCCCUGAAAACGGGGUGGGCAGCCCUCGGGUCGAGCUCACCCUCGCCGAGCUCCAGGACAUGGCAGCGCGGCAGCAGCAGCAAAUCGAGAACCAGCAGCAGAUGCUGGUUGCCAAGGUGAGUCACGAUAGCAGAGCUGGGGAGCCUUCAGCAGAGGGGCCACCUGGGGAGGGUGUCGCGCCCCGCCAGGCGGCCCCCAGGCCCUGCAGCUGCCCGCUCUGCUCUGACCGCUGUGGGCGGCGGGUGGGGCUGUGUGAGCACAGGCUUCCACCUCUCUGCUCUGCGUGGCCCACCCAGGGCCGCCUGGCCACGCCCGGGCCUGCCCCGUUCCUGGAGGACAACGCCCUUCUGCCGCCCCUGUCCCCGCGCGGCCCGGGGCCUGGGAGCCAGCGCACCGAGCCACAUACAGGCUCCGCUGCUGUUUGCUUUUUGAGAUCUCCCUGGCCUGCAGUUUGCCAGCUUACCAGUGCAUCAAAGCUGUUUUAUUUUCUGCAGAUUCGCAACCAGCUUAACCAGGAACAGAACUCGAAACUGCAGCAGCAGAAGGAGCUGCUGAGCAAGCGGACCGUGGAGGUGGCCAUGAUGGACAAGCGCAUCGGCGAGCUCCGUGAGCGCCUCUACGGGAAGCGCAUCCAGGCACGGCCCCGGGCCCCGGGCCUCCCUGGCCAUGGCCAUGUGGCGGAGGGUGGACACGUGGGUCCAGAGGCCAGGCUGGCAGCUCAGGACACAUUCCCCGCCCCGGGGGAGCCCGCCAAGCCCCACUCGCUCUCCGUCGCCUCCAGCGCUACCCACGCAAGAUCCAAAUCUGCCAAUGAUGGAAACUGGCCCACGUUAAAGCAGAAUUCCAGCUCUUUGGUCAAGGUGGCACAGAUGGCCGGCGUGGACUGGAAGGACCCGGCUGCGGAGGGGCCGCUCAAACCGGGGGCCGUCUCGAGCCAGCCUGUGCCCCUGUCGGCCCUGGGGGCCCCGGAGAAACCGGUAGGCCCCGCUCGCCUCUGCGCCAGGUCCUGCACCCUGUCCGCCCCGCCGGGCUCCUCGCAGCAGAUUCAACAGAGGAUCUCCGUGCCGCCGAGCCCCCCGUGCCCGCCCGCAGCGCUGCCCCCAUUUCCAGCUGGGGACGGCAAGCCCGAGCUCCCGCUGACCGUGGCCAUUAGGCCCUUCCUGGCUGAUAAGGGGUCAAGGCCACAGUCCCCCCGGAAAGGCCCCCAGACGGUGAACUCCAGUUCCAUCUACUCCAUGUACCUCCAGCAAGCCGCGCCGCCCAAGAGCUACCAGGCAGCGGCGCACAGCGCCUCCAGCAAGCCAGUCAAGGCAGGUAGGCGGCUGGGCGGGCGCGCGAAGCCGAGGGGCGCCAGCUGCACCGGCAGGCCACCGCGUCGGGCCCUCGCGCCCUCAGGACCAGCGGGUGGGCACCCCUGCAGCCCACCCUGGGCGGGGCCGGGGUUCCUCUCUCUGCCUCUGGGCCUGGCCCGGCCGCUCAGCCCCACCAAGCUGACGCCCAUGGUGCACUCGCCGCUGCGCUACCAGAGCGACGCCGACCUGGAGGCGCUGCGCCGGCGGCUGGCCAACGCGCCGCGGCCCCUGAAGAAGCGCAGCUCCAUCACCGAGCCCGAGGGCCCCGGGGGGCCCAACAUCCAGAAGCUGCUGUACCAGCGCUUCAACACGCUGGCCGGCGGCAUGGAGGGCGCCCCCCUGCACCCGCCCGGGCCCCCGCAGGACUUCGCGGGCACCCUGGCCGACGUGGACAACGGCAACACCAAUGCCAACGGCAACCUGGGGGAGGACGGGCCCGCCCCGCCCACCGGCCCGCCGCCCACCGCGCCCGCCCCGGCCUCGGAUGCCAACGACAACCGACUGCCCUGCCCCGAGGGCCCCCUGCGCCCCCAGACACCCCCGCCGCCGGCUGAGGAUGACAACAACAACCUGGCCGCGGCCCCCACCACCGAGCAGGUCCCCAGCCCCGGGGCCGAGGCCCCCUCCCUGGGGCAGGAGCAGGCGCCCCUGCCGGCAGCCCCCACGCCCCCAGGCGUGCAGGAGAAGCUGGGCGUGAUGAACAAGGGCCUGGUGUACGCGCUGUGGGCCUACGAGGCCCAGAACAGCGACGAGCUGUCCUUCCACGAAGGAGACGCCAUCACCGUGCUCCGGCGCCAGGACGAGAGCGAGACCGAGUGGUGGUGGGCCCGCCUCGGGGACCGGGAGGGCUACGUGCCCAAAAACCUGCUGGGGCUGUACCCGCGGAUCAAGCCCCGACAGCGCACGCUGGCCUGAGCCCAGGCAGCCUGAGGAGCACAGGAGCCCUGUCCCGGGAGCGCGCG
This is a messenger RNA of Condylura cristata (star-nosed mole), 2667 nucleotides long. It is a transcript of the gene PPP1R13B, whose product is annotated as protein phosphatase 1, regulatory subunit 13B. The record is from RefSeq and is a predicted model, not a curated record. Lineage: Eukaryota; Metazoa; Chordata; Mammalia; Eulipotyphla; Talpidae. Gene Ontology annotation, cellular component: nucleus. Gene Ontology annotation, biological process: apoptotic process; negative regulation of cell cycle; regulation of apoptotic process. Gene Ontology annotation, molecular function: p53 binding; transcription factor binding. Bases 23 to 2620 code for a protein of 865 amino acids. The transcript has 12 exons.